GGGGGAGGGGGAGGAGGUGGUGCGACUGGUGGUGGGCCUGUGAUGAAGCGUGCCACUGCCCCUAGAGUGGAUCCUUCAGAUACUGCUUCCCACUACUCCUCUCAACCUGUCAGCGCUAAUCCUCGUCGCACGACGGACGACGCUCUCCAGUACCUGAAAAACGUGAAAGAGAACUUGAAAGACGAUACCGAGAAGUAUGACGAAUUCUUGGAAGUGAUGAAGGACUUCAAGGCGCAGAGGAUCGACACGGCGGGAGUCAUCGAUCGAGUGAAAACGCUAUUUAAAGGUCACCGCCAGCUCCUUCUCGGGUUCAAUACCUUUCUACCGAAGGGGUACGAGAUUUCUCUGCCCCCAAUCAAAUGUCCGGAGAACAAGCAAUUAGAUCAGCCAGUAACGCCCGCGGGAGCAGCUGGAGCAGGAGGGGGGGGGGGCAGUUGCGUAGGUGGCGGUGGGAGUGGAGUUGGCAACGCAAGCAGCGGCGGAGGCGGAGGCGGAGGCGGAGGCGGAGCAGCAGCAGCAGCAGGAGGAGGAGGAGGCGGGUAUCAUGGUGGUGCGGAUCAGCAAGAGGAUGGCGGGGAGGACGAGCCCCAUAGAGGGAAGAAACAGCCGGUGGAAUUCGAUCAGGCUGUUCAUUACGUCAACAAGAUUAAAACUCGUUUCCGCAACGAUGAGCAUGUGUACAAGUCUUUUCUGGAGAUUCUCAAUCUGUACAGGAAGGGGAUGAAGACGAUAACGCAUGUGAGUGGGGGAGUGGGGGCGUUGAGAGGGAGAGUUGGUGGAGUGAGUGGGGGUGGGGGAAUGGCUGUGUCUACGACGACGAGCGCUACGAAGAGAAGGAGAGCGGAAGCGGAUGGCGGUGGGGCGGGGAUCGCAGCAGGGGCAAAUGAUGUGAAGGCGUCGUGCAGGUCUUUGUCGGGGCAACAACCUCAUGGAGGAGGCGGCGGAGGGGGAGGGUUGAGUAACGUGAAGAGGGAGAAGGUAGUGGGGUCGUCAGGGGAAAGACAGCAGCAACAGCAGCAGCAGCAGCAGCAGCAGCAGCAGCAACAACAGAUGGGAGGUGGAGGUGAUAGGGAGGAGGGGAUGAUGGGGACGACAGGUGGAGAAAGAGUGAAAAAGGAGAAAGUGGAGAGAGGUGUGAAGAAGGAGGACAGAGAUCAUCACCAUCAUCAUCAUCAGCAGCAGCACAGUUUCGCCGGGGCGACGACGAAUGAGGAGGGGGGCCCACGUGGGCGCCGUAUACCCGGCAGGAGAAGCGACGACGGGCACAUCGUUUUGCGCAAAUCAUCCAAUCAAGCUUCUUCUGCUGCCGCAGCUGCGGCAGCAGCAGCAGCAGCAGCAGCAGGUGGUGGUGGAGGAGGUGCAGGAGGCGACAGCCUGUCUGCUGAUACCCUGUCCGCUUCUGCUGCCUCGCCUGUAUUGCCGGCAGGCGGCGUUGCCAUUCCCUUGUCUCAUGCUCCCCCCUCUCCUUCUCCCUCUCCCAUGCCUCCUCUCUCGUCUAAUGCUAAUGCCAGCAGGUCCAUUGAUGACCGCGGUGACAUAAUGAAACGCCCCCCUGUCCCCUCUCUACGCAAGGAGCGUGCUUUCUUUGAGCGGAUCAAGCACCGUCUGCGCCACCCGGAGAUGUACCAGGAGUUCCUCAAAUGCCUUAAUCUUUUCGCCCAAGAGAUCAUCAGCCGCAUGGAACUCCACGCUCUGGUGGGCGACAUCUUGGGCAAGUAUCCGGACCUAACCGACGGCUUCAACCAAUUCUUGGCGCGCUGCGAGAAUCCCGACUUCGAUCACUCCGUGGAGAGAGUGAAGAAGACCAAAGACAGCACAGCGACGACCGCGACGACGACAUCCACAACUGGGUCGGAGAGGGGGAACGUAGGAGCAGCAGCUGGAAGCUGUGGUCUGGGUAGUACUUCAAUUCUUCCCCCGCUUCCUGCAGGAGUCGCCGCUGCGGGUCCUCCGCCUCCCCCUGCUCCUUCCGCUCCGCCUCAGCAUUAUCAACACCAUCAUCCUCAUCACCAGUCCGCUAACGCGGCGGCCGCGCCCAAAGACACGACGACGACUAGUUGCGCGGGAGCGCCGACUCCAACCACGGCGGCCAAGGCAAACUCCAACGCCAAUCAAGCCAAGAAGAAGGACAAGUACUGGAACAAACCGAUAUCGGAGCUGGACCUGACGAAAUGCGAGCGCUGCUCACCCAGCUACCGCCUGCUUCCUGACAAUUAUCCCCGCCCAACCGCUUCCUUUCGCACCGACACGUGUCGGCAGACCCUGAACGACAACUGGGUGUCGGUGACAUCCGGGAGCGAGGAUUACUCGUUCAAGCACAAGAGGAAGAACCAAUACGAGGAAAGCCUGUUUCGAUGCGAGGACGACAGGUAUGAGCUGGAUGUGUUGCUGGAAUCGACGACCAACACAGCGCAGAUCGCGGCGGAGUGGGUGGAGAAGAUUCAUCAGAUGAGUGCGGAGGACAAGAGCCAGUUCAGGCUGGACUCCACAGCCCUGUCGCCCAUUCAUUUGCGUUGCAUCGAGAGGAUUUACGGCGAUCACGGGUUGGACAUAUUGGAGCUGUUGAAGAGCAACCCAGUGGUGGCGUUGCCCGUGAUUCUGGCGAGGCUGAAGCAGAAGCAGGAGGAAUGGAGGAAGUGCCGAGAGGACAUGAACAAGGUGUGGGCGGAGGUGUAUGCGCGCAAUCAUCAGAAGAGUCUCGACAUUCUCGGGGAUUACUUCAAGCAGCUGGACAAGAAGAAGCACGCGGUCAGCACCAAGGCUUUGCUGCAGGAGAUCAAAGAGGUGGCGGAGAAAGAGAAGCGUGGCAAGCCUCUGCUUCUCCUUCCCUCGCAGCAUGAGGACGGAGGUGGGGCGAUGGGAGACAAAGAGCCGUUAAGAGGAGGAGCAGGGGAGGGGGGGUUGAUGGAGAGCAACAAUCGCGCUCUCUCGCAGCAGCAGCUGCAGCACCAGAAGGAAGAUGGCGAGGAGGACGAGGAGAUCCUUGCCGUCGCCGCCGGCGGAAGACGUCGGUUGCUCUUCCCCCAUCUCAAGUUUGAAUUCGCGGAUCCCGACGUGCAUUUUGACGUGUCUGCGAUCAUGAAGUUCGCGGCCGAUGGGGUGUGCGCAAACUCUGAGCACGCGGAGAGGGUCUUGGGUGUGUGGACGUCAUUCCUGAAGCCGAUGUUCGGAUUGACGGAUCAAGGGGAGGAGGUGGCAGAACCUGCUGGGAUAGCAGAGGGGGGAAACGGGGGGGGGGGGGGKGGGGGAGGAGGCGAAGAGGAGAAGUCAACAACAACGGCGAUGAGAGUCGUGGGUGGGUCAGCCGCCGCCUCGGGAUUGACGAGCGGGGCGGGUUGCGCGGACGCAGCGGGGGGGGGAGUGGAGGGGAAGGAAGCUGCGCAACUGCUAAUGCCUGAUCGCCGCAGUGUUGGUGGGGAGGAAUCUGGGAUGAAAGAAAUGGGUGUCGGGGCUGUUGGGGGGGGAGGAGGAGGAGGUGCCGUGGCCCCGUUGCAGCAGACGGCGGCGGCAGUCGCGCCCCCCUUGUCCGGGUCACCCCCUGGAGGCGGCGGAAACCUGGUUAAUACCGCUGUGGUUGGGAGCGGGGGGGGCGGAGCAGUGACGAUCAAUUGCUCAGAGCCCCUCUCAGGAGGAGGGAAGGGUGAAGCCACCGCCGCUCUGUUUGACUCGUCAUCAUCGGCCCCCGCCCAUCUUCGGGACGAUGGACAAGCCGCCGCUCAUGCGUCCGUCAACACCGCCAACAACGCCAUCGGCAGUAACAAUAUUGCUAGCAGGGAGGGGAACGGGAGGAGCGCGCGGGUGGGGAAAUGCGCAGAGAUGGCGGAAGCCGGCGGCGUUUCGGCGAAGACGAGGGGGGCAAGGAGAGACCAAGAGGAAGGAAGAGGAGGAAGUGCAGUAGGAGCGGCGGCAGUCUCCAUGGCCGCGGCUUGUGGUCGUGCGGGAGAAGGGGCUGGCGAUGACGACAGUCAACUAGCAGCAGGAGGGACAGCCGGAGCAGCAGACGAAAGAGAGAGACGGCGGGACGAGGGUGGGGUGAGGAACGGGGACAGCGCUGGAAGCGCGGCGGCUGCGGAUCCUUCUUCUUCUGCUGCGGGCGGAGUCGGCGGCUUGGACCAAGGGGCGGGAGCAGCAGCUUCCGGCCUGCACUCGUCCGCGCGUUGCGCCAGCGAUGGGGAGAGUCUGCAGCGCGCCUCUCGCGCAGGAGGUGCGGCGAUUGGUGGUGGUGGCGGUGUGGGGGCUGCGGCAGCUGCGCUCGUGGCUCCAGUGAACAAUGGCGUCGUCAGCCAUGGUGGUGCUGACCUGUCUCCCGCAGCAGGCGGGAGCGGCGGACGAGGUGCGGGUAGUACUGACUUGGCGGACUGCAGAGGCGGAUGGGCCCCUGGAGGAGCGACAGAAGGAGGAGGGGGGGAUGCGGUGAUGCGUUGCAGUAGCGCAGCAGCAAUGGACAGAGACGGAGGGUCUGAGAAGCUGGCGAUGGACAAGAUCGCGGCAUCGGGACACGAGGGGGAGAGAUCAGGCGGGGGAGGAGUAGUAGGGGCGGGGAGAGACAAGAAUGGGGCAACAGUAAUGGUCUACGAUCACUUAGUGAGUUCCAUGGAGAAAAAGUACCACCAUCCUGGAGGUGCUAUGGCCGCCCCCUCCUCUUCCUCCUCCUCUUCCUUCCGAUUCGAGGGCGAGUGCAGCGGCAUAAUUGGCACCGCCGCCGCCUCCCUUCUUGUCGGGAUCGAUAAGCUCAUCUUCAAGCUUAUUCGACAGCUCCAGACGGUGGCCACAGACGACAUGUCUUGCCAAUUGCUUUCUCUCUACCACUACGAAAUGUCCCGCGCGGCAGGCGCGUUUGACGAUGUCAUCUAUCAGGCCAAUGCGUGUGUGCUGCUUCACGACGAAAACAUGUACCGGAUUGUUCACUCGUCGCGACACAAGAGCAUGCUUACUGUGAGGUUGAUCGAAGACGGGGCCGGGGAGAGGAUGGGAGUCGGAGUUGGGGGAGCCAUAGAGUCGUCGUUUGCGGGAUACUUGUCCGAGUUUCUGGACGCGGGAAGUCUUCCAGACGGAGGAGGGGCAGGAGGCGGUGACAAGAACGCGGUCCAAAUGAGGUCAAAUCGCAGAGUGUUUCUGCCUAGAAACAUGCGCAAGUUCGUGAGAGAGGAAGCGGGAGCUGUACCAGGCGGAGGAGAGGGGGGGGCUGUGGAAACGUCGGUCAUCCUAAAGGCCAUGGAGGGUGUCUCGAUUUAUAACGGACUCGAGAGCAAAAUCUCCUGUUCCACUUCCAAGGUGUCCUACGUCUUGGACACGGAGGAUCUUUUCCGUAGAAAGAGGAAGAGGAGAAGAGGAGGAGGGUUGGCUGGGCCGAGGGCGGCCGGAAAUUGCAAGCUGCGCAAAUCGAAUGAGGGCGAAGCAGCAGCGGUGGUUGCCUGCGGGGAGGCGGGACAUUCGCAGUCUCACCACCACAUGCUUGUUAGUGCAGGAUCCUCUUCCGCCACGGCAUCCUCUUGUAGGACGAGCCGCGUAGACAGGUUUCGCGCCUGGGUGGAAGCAGGCAAGGAGGGUUGCACGAGGAGGGGGACAUCCAGAGCGGAUUUCGUUGAUGUGACAGCAGCAGCAGCAGCGGCAGCAGCGGCGGCAGGAGGAAGAGGAGGAAGAGGAGUAGGAGGAAGAGGAGGAAAAGGAAGAGAAGGAAAGUAUGUGAAGAGGCCAGAGUAAACUGAUUAGUUCUGCGGACGUUGAACACAGGAAGCGAAGAAGAGUGAUUAACAAAUCCAGAACAAUUGC
Chara braunii is the source of this 5772-nucleotide messenger RNA. NCBI's taxonomy places the organism in Eukaryota, Viridiplantae, Streptophyta, Charophyceae, Charales, Characeae. The record is from the annotation of a GenBank genome assembly.